CCGAUCAGCUGAGGUCAGUCUGAAGAUUCAACAUGAAGCUGCUCCAAGUCGCCCUGCUCGCCUGCAUCAUCUCAGGAGGCUGUGCACAGCUGGAUGUUUGCGGCACCGCUCCUCUGAACACCCGGAUCGUGGGCGGUGAAGAUGCGCCUGCAGGGACGUGGCCGUGGCAGGCCAGUCUGCACACCGCUUUCGGACAUUUCUGCGGAGGUUCGCUGGUCACCAAAGACUGGAUCGUGACUGCAGCUCACUGCUUCUCCAGCGACAGCACGUUGGGUCUGAUCGUUUACCUCGGACGUGACACCCAGCAGAGCCUGAAUCCUAACGAGGUUUCACGGACGCUGUUGCGGGUCAUCAGACAUCCCGACUACAACUCCGUCACCAACGACAACGACAUCGCCCUGCUGCAGCUGUCCUCAGCCGUCGACUUCACCGACUACAUCCGACCGGUAUGUUUGGCGGCAGAGGACAGCGACUUCCCGUCCGGAACAUCCUGUUGGGUCACCGGCUGGGGAGACAUCCAGAGCGGAGUUGCUGAUGGCGACUCGGGCGGUCCAAUGGUCAGUAAGAACGACUCCAUCUGGGUUCUGGCUGGAGUGGUGAGUUUUGGGAACGGCUGCGCUGAGCCCAAUUUCCCCGGAGUCUACACCCGGGUGUCACGGUACCAGUCCUGGAUCAACAGCUUCAUCACCACCAACCAGCCGGGCUUCGUCUCCUUCCAGCAAGAUUCCGGUUCGACCACCGGGGCGGCGCCGUUCCUCUCCGUGUCGAUGCCUCUGCUGCUGUCCAUCCUGCCCGUCCUCUUCUCUGUCUUCGUCCUGUCAUGGGAGGCUUAAAGAAGGUCGCCAGGCCAAAGACGCACUGCUUCUGACAAAACUGCCUCAUAUUUACGUUAAUAUUGAUUUCUCACUGAACAAGCUAAAAUUCUGCUCAUGGUAUCAAAUAUUUCCUCUUGUUUCUUGUUAAUUUUCCUGUGAUUUCAUAUUGAACUAAUCCCUCCAGUUCAUUUGAAAACAGUCCUGAAACAAAGUAUAUUGCAUCAGAAAGGGGUGAAAUAAUCUGAUCCCAUCAUCAGAAUUUCAUAUUUAAAUGUAGUGUUGCGCAUAAAAUUAAAUGAACUAUUAAAUAUGGUGAAAGUGAAAUAUUACAGAUCUACAGAGCCCGAACUCGACCAUUAUAAUAAUCAUAACCUUUUAUAGUGUUUAAUCAUAAUUCAUUUAAAGAAAUUGACCCUUAAAACUUUAAAUAAUGCAUCAAAAAUAAAUUCAACGUACAAUUCAAGCUACAACUUAAUAAGUAUGUUUUUUAAAACUGUCUUUAAAUGAUGCAACAAAGAUUACAUUUUAAAAACACAACAGCAAAAUGUAUGUGAGCUAAACUGAGCUGAUUUAUCUAACAGGUCAUUUUAUUGCUUUUUUUUAUUGGUUGCCAUUUUUACAUUUUGUGUCACCGCAAAAGAAAAAAGUUGUGUAAUUAAUCAAAUGAAAUGUAACAAUAAUAACGAAGCACUUAUGCAGAAUUUGACCGUUUUUAAGUUACAAACUAUUUUUAAAGAUUUAAACCAGGAAUAAAAUGUUUCAGCACCGCAAAUAAAGGCAAACAAUUCUAUUUAAAAAUGACACAAAAUUAAAGGAAACAUUUUUUUAGAUAAUGACAAAUGAUAGAAACAGGGCUAAUCUAAACUAAAUUCUCUAUUUUAUUUUUAAUGUGUUUUUUUUUUUUUAGUUUUAUCAUAAAAUGUAACAACCAUUAUAAGUUUGACUUUGUUUUUAUUAACUUUUUUUGCUGUGAUAUUUUGAAAUGUAUUAUUGAUAUUAAAGUGAUGUCUAAAAGCUUCUUUAAAUAUCAUUAAUUCAUUAAAGUUAUUUUGGCUCUCUGCAGCCUCCAUGCACAACCGUUUACAUGAAUAGAGUUUGGACCGAAACCGAUCGGUUGAUCGAGUUUUUGUACAAACUUUUGACAGCUUUUAGUAAUGUUAAUAUUUAAGGUGGGCACUGACGGCGAACCUGCGAUUAGCAGCAGGGAUGAAGAAGAAACUAAUCUAAUUUAUGGACUUUAUUAUCUGUUCCUGAUUUAUUACUUUGAUAUUUACUGUCUUCUACUGUUUGAACUGUUAUUUACUGUUAAGCACUGUACACAUGAACAAAUCACAUAAUAUUUACUUUAUCGAGGUAGUCGGAUAUUAGAAACGCUGGGCAGCAGCACAGAUCUGUAUUUCUGCUUUUGUAGCUGUUUUGAAGUGAAAUAAAACCUAUUUUCCUAACACUCGGCACUCUGAAUGUAAA
Molecule: messenger RNA, 2282 nt
Organism: Stegastes partitus (bicolor damselfish)
Lineage: Eukaryota; Metazoa; Chordata; Actinopteri; Pomacentridae
Product: serine protease 33
Exons: 6
Coding region: 33-833 (266 amino acids)
Biological process (GO): proteolysis
Molecular function (GO): serine-type endopeptidase activity
Source: RefSeq, a predicted model, not a curated record